Molecule: messenger RNA, 5894 nt
Organism: Candoia aspera
Lineage: Eukaryota; Metazoa; Chordata; Lepidosauria; Squamata; Candoiidae
Gene: KLHL28
Product: kelch like family member 28
Exons: 5
Coding region: 122-1837 (571 amino acids)
Molecular function (GO): protein binding
Source: RefSeq, a predicted model, not a curated record
GACGCACCACAGCCGUCGCCUCUUUCUCUCCUCCUCUUCCGCUGUGUCUGGCUGUGUUGUUGUGCCUGAGAGGAGCCCGCUGAGGCCCCCGCCCGGACUGGGCUGCAGUCACGAAAGUCCGAUGGACCAGUCAUCUCCAACCUAUAUGAUUGCUAAUUUAAUUCCCUUGCACUCAGAGCAACUCUUGCAAGGCCUGAACCUACUCCGUCAGCACCAUGAACUCUGCGAUGUCAUCCUUCGUGUUGGAGAAGCCAAGAUCCAUGCCCAUAAAGUUGUGCUUGCUAGCAUCAGCCCAUAUUUCAAAGCCAUGUUCAGUGGCAAUCUCUCUGAGAAAGAGAACUCAGAGGUGGAAUUCCAGUGCAUUGCGGAAGCGGCUCUGCAGGCCAUAGUGGAAUAUGCCUAUACAGGGACUGUAUUCAUAUCACAGGACACUGUGGAAUCGCUUCUGCCUGCUGCCAAUCUCUUGCAAAUCAAGCUUGUGCUGAAAGAAUGUUGUACCUUUUUGGAAAGCCAGCUGGAUCCUGGCAACUGCAUUGGGAUUUCCCGUUUCGCAGAGACAUAUGGCUGCCAUGAUCUUUACGCAGCUGCCAAUAAAUAUAUUUGUCAGAACUUUGAAGAUGUUUGUCAAACAGAAGAGUUCUUUGAACUUACCCAUUCUGAGCUGGAUGAAAUUGUUUCCAAUGACUGCUUGAAUGUAGUUACGGAGGAAAUGGUUUUUUAUGCACUGGAAUCUUGGAUCAAAUAUGAUGUGCAGAAGCGUCAGAAAUUUCUGGCACAGCUGCUUCAUUGUGUACGGUUGCCUCUGUUGAGUGUCAAAUUUCUCACAAGGCUUUAUGAAGCCAAUCAUCUCAUUCGUGAUGACCACACCUGUAAACACCUGUUGAAUGAAGCCCUGAAGUACCAUUUCAUGCCUGAACACAGGCUUUCAUAUCAGACUGUACUAACUACACGUCCUCGCUGCCCUCCUAAAGUGCUCUGUGCGGUGGGAGGAAAAGCUGGACUCUUUGCUUGUUUGGAAAGUGUUGAAAUGUAUUUUCCUAAGAAUGACUCCUGGAUAGGCUUGGCACCUCUGAGUGUUCCUCGCUAUGAAUUUGGAGUCUGUGCCCUUGAUCAGAAGAUCUAUGUAAUAGGAGGAAUUGCAACCCAUAUGUGUCAAGGCAUCAAUUAUCGGAAGCAUGAAAGCUCUGUGGAAUGCUGGGACCCUGAUACAAACACUUGGACAUCUGUGGAGAGUAUGAAUGAGAGCCGAAGUACUCUGGGAGUAGCAGUUCUGUCACGAGAAAUCUAUGCUUUGGGGGGUUAUGAUGGGCAGUCCUACCUGCAGUCAGUGGAGAAGUAUAUUCCAAAGGUGAAGGAGUGGCAGCCUGUUGCACCAAUGAACAAAACCAGGAGUUGCUUUGCUGCAGCCAUUUUAGAUGGAAUGAUUUAUGCCAUUGGGGGCUAUGGUCCAGCUCAUAUGAACAGUAUGGAACGUUAUGAUCCCAACAAGGACUCCUGGGAAACAGUUGCACCAAUGGCAGACAAGAGAAUAAACUUUGGUGUUGGGGUUAUGCUAGGCUUCAUUUUUGUAGUUGGUGGGCAUAAUGGUGUUUCUCACUUGUCCAGCGUUGAGCGGUAUGAUCCACACCAAAACCAGUGGACUCUUUGUUGUCCAAUGAAGGAACCCAGAACAGGAGUUGGUGCGGCUGUAAUUGAUACCAAUCUUUAUGUAGUUGGUGGACACUCAGGGUCAUCUUAUCUUAAUACUGUACAGAAAUAUGACCCUAUAUCUGAUAACUGGCUGGACACUGCUGGUAUGAUGUACUGUCGAUGCAAUUUUGGCUUGACUGCACUUUGAAGAAGAAUAUAUCUGAGGACUCAACAAGCACUGAAGAUACCCAGCCUGUACAGAACAGAAGCUGAAUUUCUUCAAGACGGGAGAAAGGAGAGACAGCUUAAGUAUAAUGCAAACAGGUGAACCCCAAAUAAGAAUUGGAUAUUGUUGAUAGGAAAGAAAUGGAAGGAGGGGAUGUGGAAUUGUGUUUCCAAUGGGGAUACAAAUUGCAUACUGUUACUGAUCUGAAAUAAUUUAUCUUGAUACAAGAAGCACUGUGUUGCCUGCAGUAGGCAUAGAAACUCCCAGACUCAGAGCUUUGAUCUUCUUUAUCUUCCUGUGACUGGCAUAGGUAUUAUUGCUCAAGGGUUGGGAUCAUUUGAGUGUAUUGCACAAUCUUACUAGAUGUCUGUCUCCAUCUUUACAUAGAGACCAUGAUUGCUUCACAAUUUUUUAUGAACAGUUAAAGGGCUGCCUUUUCCCUCCACCCACUACACAGGUUUUGUAAAUAUCUGAUACUGUAAUCUGUUUAUCUGCACUUAAUACACCUCCUCCCUUUUGGGGGGAAACUUGCUGGAGGAUAUGAAUGGAUAGCUAUUUUCAGCUUAAUGCACUUAAAGUUUUAUUUUUAUCCUUAUACUAUUUGGACCUGCCUGUACAUCUAAAACAUAACUCUUCUCACCCUUUAUCUGAAGAUCUAUAGCUUACAAUCUGAUAAAGAGAGAAAACCCAUGUUGCUUGGGUUACCGAAAUAAUGCAUAUCCCAGCACAUGUGUCAAUGUUCCAAAAAGAAAUAUCUUCCCACUUCUGUGCAUAAAUCUGUGGUACGUAGCCCACAUCUGACUUCAAAGAAUGUACAACCAAAUUUUCAGGGUGUGUACUGACUUUGACAUGGUGCUAAACAAUUAGAUCGUUGAGAUUGCUAGAAAUUGUAAGACCAAGUCCCACUAAAAUAAGAGGGAUUAAUUUUCAAAUAAAUAUGUACAGCAUUGGACUAAGGUGAAAUAUUGAUUAAAGUAAUACAUUUUCUUCAUUUGGUGAUCUGCAGGAUGUGUAAUGAAUGAUGCCAGACUAAAAUAUGAAGGACUCUUUACUUAUUUUUCUUCUCGCUGCCUCUGAGAAUGUUCAAACUUUUCUUGUGCUAAGAAGAAUGUUAGGAGAAAUGAGCAUGUUUGGAGAAAUCAAACCUGAACAGAUUAGAGAAUGAAGGGAGUAUUUAUUAUUUGAUGAGCGUGUUUGGAGAAAUCAAACCUGGACAGAUUAGAGAAUGAAGGAAGUAUUUAUUAUUUGAUGAGCAUGUUUGGAGAAAUCAAACCUGAACAGAUUAGAGAAUGAAGGGAGUAUUUAUUAUUUCCUGAUAGAUAGUUCUUUUCCUUAAAAAAUGAAUUAGGCAACACCUAGUAGUGGAUAUUUAUCUCACUGCACUCUUCAGCAGCAGUCCCUCCAAAUGUUGCUUUGAGGUAUCCUUCAACUCAGCAGAACUUUUUUGGUAGUGGUUGGUUUGUUCUGUAACAGGACAGUUCCUCUAAUAAAUUGAAAUCUAGUCAUCAAUAGGUCAUCCUGAAACUCACUGUUAGGUUCUGAGACUGAAGCAUGAGCCUGUAUUUUAAUACUAUUUCACAUAGAUAACGGAAACUGUUUCUGCAGGUUUCUAUUUCAGGCAUUUUUCAGUGUAUAUUUCUGCUUUGUCAAAGGAGUUGUACUUAAAUUUACUCCUGUCUGCCUUUUCCCCCUUUGAAAAUACAUUUCUUCUCAUCUCCCUUUAGCAUGACUUUUGGUAGUAUUCACAAACAUGCAAUAAUAAGAUGUGUGGCUGCCUUGUAUUUUGAGCCUUUUACUUCUGUCUUCAUAAAAGGGGAGAUUAUGGACUAGUGCUCUGUAAUAAGAAUGGCAGCUAACCAAGCUGCAAAGGCUCUUCUUCUUCCAUAAGCUAAUCAAUGUUCUAAUUAAAACCAGAAGAGCACACUUCUUAAAAUACUUAACAUCACUUUUCUACCAACACUUGAACAUGUUAUCAAAUCCUAAAAGUCUUGUUUAGGUAUUUGUAGAGUUCAGCAGAGUUUUGAAGCAACUUAACUGAUGCAACAAGCAAUUUCUAAUAUGCUAGUUGAUACCUGUUAUGCAGCAAUAAUAGCAUAAUGCAACAUUUACAUUGAUUAUUUUUUAUGCAUGGAAUUGUGCACUUAGGACACUCAUUCAUUUCAGUCAAACUCAUUUGAGAGAUCUGGACUCUGAAGAAAGCAACAGUUUGGGACAAUAGAAGCACUUGCUUGUUGUGGAUCAGCAGCUAUUCAGUUUCAAUUCAUGAAAGUGCAUGGUUAAAUUGUUCUGUGUCCUAGGUCUCUCUCCAAGCUGCCUUUGAAUUUAGAAAAAAUAUACUGAUACCUAAUAGGUGUUUAAGAAGGUACUCACGUAGUGAGAUUCUGGGAAUAGAAAGAACAGUUCUGAACAGUGAGUGAGAGAAAAGUGGUCAUGGAGUGGAGAAUGGUAAAAAAUGUUUCUGUAGCUGAAGGACUUAAGAAGAGUUUGCCUGGUUAUCUGCCUUGUUCGUGGCAUGUUUUGCAGAGCAUCCACUCAAGCUGUUUUGGUAGGCUGAUCCGAACAUGAGAGUUAAGGAUAUUUUUUCCUUUUGUUUUAAAAAAGGAGUCCAGACCAUGACAACAUUUGAUAUUCUUCAGCCCUUUUGGGUGAUGGCAUGUACCCAGUAGGAAGUCAGUUAAUACAGCACUUUUUGUGUUAUUAGUAAUCUCCAGGUAGUUUGAGGGUGGUCCUUGUUGUGCAGUUCAGAUAAGGACACUGCUGAUUUAUUUGAGUCUAGCAUGAGUCUGCAGGGAGAUUUGGUUGGUUGAUUUUUAAUGAUGUAGACCAUCUGUAUUAAAAACAAAUUAAGGCACAAAUAGCUAUUUUAGUCAAGAUCAGAUUAAUUGCAGAUUAAUUCACUAGUGCAGUAGACACUGUCGUCGUAGCAAAUACAGGGAAUAAUAUAUUUAAAUAAACUCACCAUAGUCGCUUCUGUGUUAUUUUGCCAUUCACUGAAUUGCUCAAGCGUAGACAAAUUGGACGACCAAUUUCAACAUUUGUAGGCUGCAAUAAGCUUAUUAUAGUUCAGCUAUGGAGAAGGCCUUUUCCUAAAAUAGUACCUACCUUAACAUCCAGUUCCACAAAACCAUUCAAGUGGCUUAUUUAAUGAUUAAGCAAAAGCACUUUACAAUUUCCUGGCUGCUUAUUUUCAGGCUUUUCUUUUGUUUGGAAAAAUAAUAGUUAAACCCACAGCUUUGUACGUAAGUUAGAUAGGGCAGCAUUAUAUACAUAUGUAAUACCCCCCGUUUGAAAGGACAGCUCCAGAACCAGACAAAUGUUUCCAGUGUGAGCAUCUAUUGUUACAGAAGAAUUUAUCUUCUCAUAAUAUAUCUAUCCAUUCAUGAUAAAUGAAUAAUUAUGAGAGAGAAAUUAGCCCUCAGCCCUUGGCUAGCUCUUCUCUUCUCUUCUCUUCGGGCAGGGAAUAGGAAAUGAUAUAGAAGGGUUCCUGGAUAUAUGUCAACCAGAGUGUAAGAUUGGGGCAUUCUAGUGGGUAAGGAUUUUUGUUACAUGGCAAACCUAGGCAGCCUUCUAUUUCCUUUUUUUUCUUCUACCCCAUCUACGAAGGUUCAUUCGUUAACUCCUUCCAUUGUAUGAAAGAAUAUGAACUCUCCUACAUGCCUUAAAUCCCUUUUCAUUCAUAAAAGAACUGAGAAAUAAGUCCUUUCUUUGCCUUACAUGCUAUGCUGUGCUUUCACCUCUCUGACCCAAUGCCAAGCCUUCCUGCACUGUAGUUUUCAGUAGGAUUCUGGCCUGCAUAAAGGGAUUUUCUGUGGAUGUUAUCAGACAGGCAAUAGUGUUUAUGUUUGCAUUCUUCUACCAGCAGAGUUUCAUGUUCUUUCUCUCUCUGCCAUCUUUCUUUACAAAGGUGGUAGCUGAGUGGGAAACCACUCAAUAAUUUCUUCCCUUUUGUUUGCUAAAUGUGGUCAUGUUUCAUUGUUCUUGCUACAGUAUUUCAUUUGAAUGUGCACUGUUUACUAAAUAAAUUUAUGAAAGCAAAAAA